AAGGCCCACCAAGCAUAGAAGUGAAGGGAUGAAGAUUUAUCGAGAUGCUGUUGUAGAUUAUUAAGAGCUGUUAGUGGCCGUGCUGGAAUACAUGGUGAGCGUUUAUUUUCCUACACGCCUGUCACUGGGUUUUGCUCAUGGAAGGAAAAAAUACAAUGACACCGGGAUGAUCACUAAACGGAUUUGAGCUACAAACGUAAGAUGUAAGCCGUUGUUGGGGAAUAUGAUUCAUGCGCAGGCAAUUAUUAUUUCCCAGGAAUCGAUGUGCUUACAGCUGGCGGGUCACUAUGCUGCUACACCUGUGUAGUGUGAAGACUCUGUACCAGAACAGGUUUCUUGGUCUGGCGGCCAUGGCCUCUCCCUCUCGGAACUCCCAGAACAGGCGCCGAUGUAAAGACCCUAUCAGAUAUAGUUACAACCCAGACCAGUUCCAGAAUGUUGACAUCAGAAAUGGCCACCGUGAAGCUCUUAGCAUUCCAAGAUCUAACAGCGACACAGACCUGGUGACAUCAGACAGUCGAUCAGCUUUAAUGGUCAGCACAUCUUAUUACACCAUAGGACAGUCCCAGGAUUUGGUAAUCUAUUGGGACAUUAAGGAAGAAGUUGAUGCAGGGGACUGGAUUGGGAUGUACCUCAUUGAUGAAGUCCUUUCUGAAAAUUUUCUGGAUUAUAAGAACAGAGGGGUUAAUGGAUCUCACCGAGGACAGAUUGUCUGGAAGAUUGAUGCCAGCUCCUACUUCCUAGAACCCCAAACAAAAAUCUGCUUCAAGUAUUAUCAUGGAGUGAGUGGAGCUCUGAGAGAAACAACCGCAAGUGUCACUGUGAAGAAUCCUUCAGCACCAAUUUGUAAAAAUCCUAUCAAUGAAGAUGUAGCCCAGGGACAGGGUAGUCGUAGACUGAUCAGCUUUACUUUAUCAGGUUUUCAAGCAGCUAGCCUGAAGAAAGGGAUGUUCUUCAACCCAGAUCCUUAUCUAAAGAUCUCCAUACAACCUGGAAAGCAUACCAUCUUUCCUGCCUUACCUCACCAUGGCCAAGAGAAAAGAUCAAAGAUUGUGUAUAAUACCAUCAAUCCAGUGUGGCAAGGGGAGCUUACUUUUGAUGCAGCACGGCAACAUUUGGUGUCUAAUAUUUACAGGAAGCCCACCUUCUCGAAUUCGUACCUACAUUUUGAUAGCUGGCAUCCGGACCAUAUAAAAAAAGCCAUUAUUAAGGGGCAAAUGGUCAGAGCUGCCCGCAUGGUUAGCGAGGAGGAGGACUUCCAAAUGGAAUUAAAUUUCAUGACUCAAUUAUUUUUGAACAGGGGCUAUCCCAAAUUUUUAUGUGAUGAAAUCAGAAGUGAGAUACAAUUCAAAAGGGAUGGAGGUUUUUAUGUACCCAUCCUUAAAAACAACAAUGAUCUGUUCACUAGCACAUGUGACUUUGGGAUUAAUAAUAUAAAAUUUAAAGAACAUUUCCUGUAUGUUUUGACCUACAAUGCUGACACUGUGUACAUUACUAAGCUGAUUGAGAAGAAUUGGGCAGCCUUUUCUAAACUUAAUGAAUUUUCAGAAUUAGCUAAGCGUAAACUUAAGUUUAUAUUUAGGAAGGACAAAACUAUGAAGGACAUUUUUGAAUAUUGUGCCAGGUCAGACAUUAAUCCGUUUAAAAAUUUGGGCACCAAUAACUAUCACAUUGUUUUCCACAGGGACAGGGUUGUUAACUAUACACUGAGUGGCAGAAUUCCAACAGAUCAUGUAAGUGGACAGCUACAGUUCAGAGUCACGAUAGCAUCUUCAGUUCAUACAGAUGAUGAAGAAGUAUCAGUUAGUACUGAAACAGAGUCAGCUGGACUUCAGGAAAACCAUACGAGUCAGAUGACGCAAGAGAAUCUUUGUGAGACCCUUUGUUCAGAAGAAGCACCUGAUGUGAGAACUGUAGAACUGGAGAUUCCAAAUGAAUGCAUUACAGAGACCAUCAACGAGGGCUCUUUCGAUGUUGCAGCUUUGCCAGUUGAAACUAGCUGCACUGAAUCAAUUAAAAAUAUCCCUGACGGGGGAGAUUCUGACACAGAACCACCAGGUGCUGCAGACUUGAAAGAGCCUGCAAGAGUUGAUGAGCCCUUUGUUGGCACUACAGAGUCAGAUAAACAAGAGGCUGAGCAGGUAGAUGAAGUUUUCUCAGCUGAAGAAACAUCUGAAGUCGAAGAAAAUGAAGUCAGUGUUCUCACUCAGGAAGGACGUACACCAGAGACCCCUUUACAGGUGAAUACUGAAGAACUUGCUUCUGAUGCAGCAGGGAGUAAGGAGCAGGAAGAAGGCAGUAAUGAUUAUGACGGAACAGAUUUGGCUCAACAAGGGGAGCACACACUUGUCUUGCGAACUACAGUAAAAAGGAAAAGCAGGCCAUGUUCCUUGCCUGUGUCUGAGCUUGAGACUGUCAUAGCUUCAGCCUGUGGAGAGCCUGAAACACCUCGUACCCACUACAUUCGGAUUCAUCAUCUGCUUCAUAGCCUUCCCAUGGCACAGAUGACGCAUGAUGCAGAUGACAUUCUGAAUGGAAUUGAUGCAGAGGAGGGUACGGAAAAGGACACAACAGCUAGUGACACUUUGAUAGCACAGAUGAGUGCUAGUGAAGAAGAGGGUGGCAUAGGUAAUGAGCAGAACUUGCUAAGUAGUGAUUCUGAUGCCCACCUCCCUGACUUAAACCACGUCUCAGAUGGUGAGCAGCAGAGAACUGAAAGUGAGAGUGAGUCAAGCUGCCGGCAUCAUGGUGAUAAUGACUAUGACGUUUGUGACAUGUCUUGUUAUAGUACGUCUUGUUACAGCACUUCCUGUUACAGUACCUCAUGUUAUAGUACCUCAUGCUAUGAAGGCAACAACAGGUUCUCAAGCCACACACGCUUCUCUUCAGUAGACAGCACACGGCUUUCUGAAAGCACUGUCUUCUCCUCACAGGAUGAGGAAGAAGAAGAAGAAAACAGUGCAUUUGAGUCAGUUCCAGAUUCUCUGCAAAGUUCUGAACCUGACAGGGAGCAAGGUGAAAGCUGUAUCCAGUGGCCUGACACACCUGUCAUCCUAGAGGAGAGUCCAACAACGUCAAGAGGGGAUCUACAGUCACCACUUACAGGUCCAAUUGGCAGAGUACCAGGAGACUGUCCCCUUCCACACAGUACACACCCUGGCAGCCAUCUUCCAUCACUAAGACCAGACUCCCACCAUCACUAUCCAACAAUUGAUGAACCUCUGCCACCAAACUGGGAAGCACGGAUAGACAGUCAUGGAAGAGUGUUUUAUGUGGAUCAUAUAAAUCGCACCACCACCUGGCAACGACCAACAACUGCUGCUACUCCAGAUGGAAUUAGGCGCUCCAGUUCAGUCCAACAAAUGGAACAACUUAACAGAAGGUAUCAGAAUAUACAGAGGACUAUUGGAACAGAGAGGUCUGAGGACAUUCCUUCUAUACGUCGCACUGACAGUCCCAGCGCCAUUGCAGGGAAUGAUAGUGAUACAGACAUUUCUCAACCUCAGACAGAGUUCAGAAGAGAAGAACCAUUGUCCCCUGUGAAUUCCCAGAAAAUCAACCUUUUGCUGCAGUCUCCUGCUGUGAAGUUUAUCACGAAUCCAGAGUUCUUCACUGUGCUCCACGCAAACUAUAGUGCCUAUCGUGUGUUUACAAACAGCACCUGCCUGAAACAUAUGAUUCUCAAGAUCCGCAGGGAUGCAAGAAAUUUUGAAAGGUAUCAGCAUAACAGGGACCUGGUGAAUUUUGUCAACAUGUUUGCUGAUCCAAGACUGGAGCUGCCUCGUGGCUGGGAGAUCAAAACUGACCAGCAAGGGAAGUCCUUUUUUGUUGACCACAAUAGCCGGGCUACAACCUUUAUAGAUCCACGAAUUCCCCUUCAGAAUGGCCGCCUUCCAAACCAUUUGACACACAGACAACAUCUUCAGCGACUCCGUAGCUACAGUGCUGGAGAGGCAUCAGAGGUUUCAAGGAAUAGGGGAGCAUCCCUUUUAGCUAGGCCAGGUAACAGCCUGGUUGCAGCCAUUCGGAACCAGCACCACCAGGAGUCAGUGCCACUGGGAUAUAAUGAAAAGAUUGUAGCAUUUUUACGUCAACCAAACAUUUUUGAAAUGCUUCAGGACCGACAGCCAAACCUGUCUCGGAACCAUGCCCUCAGGGAGAAAAUACAUUACAUCCGGACAGAAGGAAUACAUGGUGUUGAGAAACUGUCUUGCGAUGCUGACCUAGUGAUGCUGUUAAGCCUCUUUGACGAUGAGAUUAUGUCCUACGUUCCUCUGCAGGGUGCCUUUCAUCCCGGCUACAGUUUUUCACCUCGUUGUUCUCCUGGAUCCUCACCUCAGAACUCACCAGGCUUGCAACGAGCAAGAGCUCCUGCUCCUUACAGAAGAGAUUUUGAAGCCAAACUGCGAAACUUCUAUCGAAAGCUCGAAGCCAAAGGUUAUGGUCAAGGUCCAGGUAAAAUCAAAUUAAUAAUACGCAGAGACCAUUUGUUGGAGGGCACUUUCAAUCAGGUGAUGGCAUAUUCCCGUAAGGAGCUCCAGAAGAACAAGCUUUAUGUCACAUUUGUUGGAGAAGAAGGCCUUGACUACAGUGGUCCAUCCAGAGAAUUCUUCUUUCUCCUUUCCCAAGAACUCUUCAACCCGUAUUACGGUUUGUUUGAAUAUUCUGCAAAUGAUACAUACACUGUACAGAUCAGCCCCAUGUCUGCAUUUGUGGAAAACCACCUUGAAUGGUUCAGGUUUAGUGGCCGUAUCCUUGGUCUUGCUUUGAUUCACCAGUACCUUCUAGAUGCAUUCUUCACAAGACCUUUCUACAAAGCACUGCUGAGACUCCCCAGUGAUCUCAGUGACCUAGAAUAUCUGGACGAGGAGUUCCAUCAGAGUUUACAGUGGAUGAAAGACAAUGACAUCACUGAGAUUCUGGACCUCACCUUUACUGUCAAUGAAGAAGUCUUUGGACAGGUUACUGAAAGAGAACUGAAGUCUGGAGGGUCUAAUAUCCAAGUGACAGAGAAAAACAAGAAAGAGUAUAUUGAGCGGAUGGUAAAGUGGCGAGUUGAGAGAGGUGUGGUGCAGCAAACAGAAGCUCUAGUACGGGGGUUCUACGAAGUGGUGGACUCUCGACUUGUGUCUGUAUUUGAUGCCAGAGAACUAGAACUGGUUAUAGCAGGUACUGCAGAGAUUGACCUUAUUGACUGGCGCAACAGUACAGAGUACCGUGGAGGAUACCAUGAUGGACAUAUAGUGAUACGAUGGUUCUGGGCUACAGUGGAGAGAUUUAACAAUGAACAGCGGCUACGCUUACUUCAGUUUGUGACAGGAACAUCCAGUGUUCCUUAUGAAGGCUUCUCUGCACUCAGAGGUAGUAAUGGACUUCGAAGAUUUUGCAUAGAAAAAUGGGGAAAGAUUACAUCACUUCCUAGGGCGCAUACAUGUUUCAACCGCUUGGAUCUUCCUCCAUACUUGUCAUAUUCUAUGCUGUUCGAGAAGUUAGUGAUUGCUGUGGAAGAAACUAGCACGUUUGGGCUUGAGUGAAGAAUCAUCUAUUGCAAUGUUAUUAUUGCGUCCACUUUCUAGUAAUGACUUUGUGGACAAAGGCAUCAGCUGUGUUCUUGUUAUCCACAGGGUUUUCAAAUGUGACUUUUAUACCUUGACUGAAAGCACCCCUGCAUGAAGAACAGAAGUAACAAAAGUCUGCCACCAUUCCUUAUUUUUCAGAACAGCCAUAUCAUGUUUUAUAGUUGACACAGCAGACACAGCUUACUGAAAAUGUUUACUUCUACCUUCUUUACUACUGACCAAACUGCAACCUCCAGUACUCAGAAAUGCCGUGUUAAUUAAAUAAACUUAGGACAUCUUCCAGA
Protopterus annectens (West African lungfish) is the source of this 5863-nucleotide messenger RNA. RefSeq names its product HECT, C2 and WW domain containing E3 ubiquitin protein ligase 1 (gene HECW1). The transcript has 29 exons. Gene Ontology annotation, biological process: regulation of dendrite morphogenesis. The coding region runs from base 231 to 5534 and encodes 1767 amino acids. Gene Ontology annotation, molecular function: ubiquitin-protein transferase activity; protein binding. NCBI's taxonomy places the organism in Eukaryota, Metazoa, Chordata, Ceratodontiformes, Protopteridae. The record is from RefSeq and is a predicted model, not a curated record.